CAAUGCGUUACUUCAAAUUCAAAGGGUUCCAUUUGUUGAUCUUUUUCCAUGUCUUGGCUGCAACUCCAGUCUUCUCAUCAUCAGAUUUCUCAAACCAACUCUCCACAAACUUUCUAGAUAUUGCCAAGAAGGCUGAAGUAUUUGAUUGGAUGGUCAAAAUCAGAAGGAAGAUUCAUGAGAAUCCAGAAUUGGGUUAUCAGGAAUUUGAGACAAGUAAACUCAUUAGAGAGGAAUUGGAUAAACUUGGUAUCCCCUAUAAACACCCUGUUGCUGUCACUGGUGUUAUUGGCUUCAUUGGAACAGGAACCUCACCUUUUGUUGCAAUAAGAGCUGAUAUGGAUGCUCUUCCCAUUCAGGAACUGGUGGAGUGGGAGCACAAGAGUAAAGUACCUGGAAAGAUGCACGCGUGUGGUCAUGAUGCUCAUGUCACUAUGCUUCUUGGUGCAUCACCAAAUCAAUGA
Cajanus cajan (pigeon pea) is the source of this 461-nucleotide messenger RNA. The record is from RefSeq and is a predicted model, not a curated record. Lineage: Eukaryota; Viridiplantae; Streptophyta; Magnoliopsida; Fabales; Fabaceae.